AACAAACUACAACUCAAGAACCACAGGCUACAUCGAAGUAAAAGCGCUGGAUACAGAGUCCAUAUUCCACGUCGUGGAGGACCUUCCAAUAGCACACGAUGGAAUACUAGGAACAGAAUUCUUCAAGAAUAGCGGAGCGAACAUUGACUAUGCCAAAUCUAUGCUCAUAGUCAACAAUUAUAUUAUACCAUUCCAAGAACCUUUAAUCACCAUACCAUCAAGAACUAGGACAACAAUACCUAUCAAAAUAGAAAAUACAAAAGAAACAACGGGCUUUAUACCAAAAAUUGAUAUACAUCCACAAUUAUACAUGGGAAACGCAGUCGUAACAAACAGAACUGGAAUAGCCUUCCUUCAUGCAACAAAUGUCUCUUCUGAAGAAAUAAAAAUUGAAAUGCCUACCGUACAAUUGGAACCAUACGAAGAAAUCAAAAUAGAAGAAGAAGAAGAAACGCUAUCAGACUCUACUAAACGCAUAACCACACUAUUUACAUCACUUCGCCUGGAACAUCUAAAUAAAGAAGAAAAAUCAAGCAUAAAAAAUUUAAUUUCAAACAACGCUGAUCGAUUCUAUUUAAACGAAGAUGAACUUGGAGCUACAAACAAAAUUUUUCAUCGAAUAAUUACAACCGACGAAGCUCCAGUUAAUAUAAAGCAAUAUAGAUACCCGCAAGCACUAAAAGAAGAAGUAAAUAAACAAGUCAAUGAAUUAUUAGAGAAAGAUAUCAUCGAACAUUCAUCAUCACCUUACAAUUCUCCAAUUUGGAUAGUACCAAAAAAAGAAGAUACACAAGGAAAUAAAUCAUGGAGAUUAGUUAUCGAUUUCAGAAAAUUAAACGAAAAAACCAUUAGCGACGCAUAUCCAUUGCCAAAUAUAGUCGAUAUUUUAGAUCAAUUGGGAAGCGCAAAAUACUUCUCAAUAUUCGACUUAAAGUCUAGCUUCCAUCAAAUACCCAUGCAUCCAGACGAUAAGCACAAAACAGCUUUCUCAACGCCAUUUGGACACUUCCAAUUCAAAAGAAUGCCAUUUGGUUUAAAAAACGCUGCAGGUUCAUUCCAGAGGCUUAUGAACAACGUUCUGGAUGGACUACAAGGGGUUGAAGCAUUCGUGUAUAUUGAUGACAUAGUAAUAUAUGCUAGCUCAAUAGAAGAACACGAAACGAAAUUCAAUAGACUUAUGGCAAGACUAAGAGAAGCAAACCUAUAUCUCCAGCCGGAAAAAUGCGAGCUAUUAAAAAAGGAAGUAGCCUAUUUGGGACACAUUAUCACAGAAGAUGGAGUGAAACCUGACCCAAAGAAAAUAGAAGCGGUCAAAGAGUUUCCAGUCCCAAAAACAGUUAAAAAUAUUAGGCAAUUCCUUGGUUUAUGCGGAUAUUACAGAAGAUUCAUAAAAAAUUUUUCAAAAAUAGCUAAACCCUUAUCAGAUUUAACAAAAAAAGAACAAAAAUUCGAAUGGACGCAACAGCAACAACAAGCCUUCAUCAUCCUCAGAGACAAAUUAUGCGAAGAACCAAUUCUUCAGUAUCCAGAUUUUACAAAACCUUUCAAUAUUACCACAGACGCAUCCGGAAUCGCCGUUGGAGCAGUACUUAGCCAAGGCGAAAUCGGAAAAGAUCAACCGGUAUCAUACACUUCAAGAGUUUUAAAUAAGGCAGAAACUCAAUAUUCUGCCACAGAAAGAGAAUUACUAGCAGUCAUAUAUGCCGUAACUCAUUUUAGGCCCUAUAUUUAUGGAAGAAAAUUUUAUCUAAUAACAGACCACAAACCAUUAACGUGGCUGCAUAAUCUAACAGAUCCCGCAUCAAGAUUAAUGCGUUGGAAACUAAAACUAAGCGAAUACGAUUACGAAAUUAAAUAUAAACCAGGAAAACAAAACAUAAACGCCGACGCAUUAUCCCGAAAUCCUAUUGUAACACUACCAAUUCAAGCAAAACGGAAACACUCUACUACAGAUUCAAAAGAAGUAAAAAAGAAAAAACAAUGGCAUCAAUACCCAACACGCCCUAGACCAUCGACGACAUCCGAUUCUAGGGAAUACAAAAAGAAAAAAGAAACUCACCAAUAUCCUACACGUCCUAGACCAUCGACGACAUCCGAUUCUAGGGAAUACAAAAAGAAAAAAGAAACUCACCAAUAUCCUACACGUCCUAGACCAUCGACGACAUCCGAUUCUAGGGAACACAAGAAAAAAAAGGAAACUCAUCAACACCCUACAAGACCGAGACCAACAACAUCAUCAAGUUCAAGAGAAAUCAAAAAAAAGAAAGAAACACAUCAAUAUCCAACAAGACGCCGAGACACAUCUUCAGAACAAAACAGAAGAACAAAAAAGAAAAAACAAUCAUAUCAACACGCCACACGACAAAGAGAUACUUCCUCCGAAUCCGAAAGAAGUAUUGUAAGAAAGAAAACAACACACCAAUAUUCUACUCGCCAGCGAGAUACUUCAUCUGAUUCAGAGAGAGAAAUAAAAAAGGGAAAAAUUACACAACACCACAAAAGACCACAUAAAACAAGCAGCAGUCAACAUCAAAAACGUCUAAAAGAAGAUACUACUUCCAGUGAAUCAGAAUAUUGCGAUACUGAUGAAUUCCAAGAUCAACAACACAGGAAGAGGAAAAAGGAAACAUCAAGCUCUACAAACAAACAAUAUAAAAAGAGAAAACCGAACCAGGAAAAAAUCACAGUAGAAAUUCACCAAUUACCUAAAAAACAACUAAUUUCUGAACCUCCUAAACCACUUAAAAGGAGACAUGAACCAAUAAUAAUUGGUGAUGAAAUUGAAGAUUUUGAAGAGGGAAUAACUCUACCCAAACAUAUAUAUAGAGAACCACCCAAAAUAGAUUCAUCUUCAGAAACUAAAAAAGCAUCCUCAGAAAUAAAAAUAUCAUCAUCAGAAAUAAAAAAGGCAUCUUCAGGAACAAAAAAAGCAUCUUUAGGAACCAAAGAAGAAUUUUCAGAGCUGAAAAAAGAAGAAAAAACUGAUUCAGGAAGUACAUCUACAGCACCUAUAACUCCUAUUAAAAUUAUUAAAGAAGAAGACCAACUUACCACACAUAAAAUAACACCACCAAAAGUGAUCAGCAACCUACCAGUCACAUCAAAAAUAGUAGAAACAACUGACCACCUCUGGAUGAAGAAAGGGAUUGUAAUUGUAUUCCUAAAUGAAGAGGGAAAACCAAUAGAUAAUCAAUCAAGAGAAUUUUUACAAAAAGAAAAAAUGAAAAUACACAUACCUCAACAGGAAGAAAUUAUCAUACAUUUAAAAAAGAAGAAUAAAGAAAUAUUUGGCCUAGUAACACAAUCAAGAGAAGACCUACCUAAAACACUAAAAAUACUUUAUCAAGAAUUCCAUAAAAGACAAAUUCAAGAAUGCUCUAUACCUGAAUUAAAAGGAUUACAUAAACUCCUACAAGUAAUUUUUGCAGAAUCAAACAUUUCCAUCACAUUAUGUAAAGGAAUCAUUAUCACACCACCUAAAGAAGAAAGAAUACAGAUCAUUAAAGAAAACCAUGAAAGCCCAGUAGGAGGACAUAAAGGAAUAAAAAAGACUUACCAUAGAAUAAGAAAUAAUUAUUAUUGGAAGAAUAUGAAAAAAGAAAUCACUGAUUAUAUUAGAACCUGCAUCAGUUGUCAAAAAGUAAAAUUAGUAAGGAUGAAAAACAAAGAACCUAUGGUCAUCACUGACACCCCUAUUGAUGCAUUUGACAAAGUAUCUUUAGACAUAUUAGGACCACUACCAAUUACUACAUCAGGAAAUAGUUAUAUACUCACCAUCCAGGAUAAUUUAACUAAAUAUUCAGCUGCAAUACCUUUAAUAUCAACCACAUCUGAAGAAGUAGCAAAAGCUUUUACAGAAAACUUUAUAUGCAAAUUUGGUAGUCCAAAAGCCAUACUUACAGACCAAGGUACAUGUUUUACUGGUUCAUUAAUGAAGAAAUUAGCCAAAACAUUCCAGAUCAAAACAUACAGAACAUCUUCAUUCCAUCCUCAAUCAAAUGGAUCACUAGAAAGAAGUCAUCACGUUUUAAUAGAAUAUUUAAAACAUUAUAUCUCAAAGGAAAAACAUUGGGAUGAAUGGUUACCACAGGCAAUGUUCUCCUAUAACACCAGCAUCCACGAAGGAACGAAAUUUACACCACAUGAAUUAAUUUUCGGAAAGAAAGCUCGACAACCAUCAAGUGUCAAACCGAUUGAUAGUUUAAAAACAUACCCCGAAUAUAUUGAGAAACUAAUUCAAACACUGUACAAUUUACGCGAAAUAGCAAAAUCGAAUUUGGAAAAAGAAAAACACAGACAAAAACACUACUACGACAGGAAAAUUCGACCAAUAAAUUACGAAACAGGUGAAAAAGUUAUGUUAUUAAACCCGCCUAGAAGAAACAAAUUUGAAAAAGAAUACACUGGACCAUACACUAUACUUCGAAACAUAGAACCAAAUAACAUAGAAUUGGCAAUAAGACCCAAUAAAAAGCGCAUCGUUCAUAAAGAUAGGCUAAAGAGGGCCUAUCUACCAAUCAGCAUCAUAGAUCAAACGUGAAAAUCGAUGCAAAAAUCCACUAG
Osmia bicornis bicornis is the source of this 4563-nucleotide messenger RNA. RefSeq lists its product as uncharacterized. The coding region runs from base 161 to 4540 and encodes 1459 amino acids. Gene Ontology annotation, biological process: DNA integration. The transcript is spliced from 2 exons. The record is from RefSeq and is a predicted model, not a curated record. Gene Ontology annotation, molecular function: nucleic acid binding. Lineage: Eukaryota; Metazoa; Arthropoda; Insecta; Hymenoptera; Megachilidae.